UUUGCAUUUGCUGCGUGCUUCAUGGUCCCCACCUACCAUCUCUGUAAUUUGUGGAGGGCAGUUGGAGUGGAGUGUGUGGGAUAAAGGAAAAGACAGAAUAGAAACUGGCCUUACAGCCUGCUUUUGUGGGUUCUAUUAGUGCUGGAUGUGGGAUUGGUCUCACUGGGUCAUUGAUUUUUUGUGCUUAGUGGCCUUGUUGCCAUGAUUAUGGAUUUGUUGGUUUUGAGGUCUUGGGGCAUGUGUAGUUGGUGGUUGUAGUGGUACUACAUUUUGUAUGUAUUUGUUGGGGGGAGGUGAGUUUCAAACUUGUGUAGAAUUUUUUAUGUUUGCUUGUGUUGAUUUCAAGUUGUGAUCUUUCUUCAGGUUUUGGUGUGGUUUUUUUUUUUGCUUGUGUUGUGGUUGAUCUGGGUAAGACUUUGGUGAAGAUGUCUAUAAAUGUGCGAUUUUGUAUGGCUUUUCGAGUUCAUAUUGGCUGAUUUUUGAGUGGGCUUUUGUCUCCUGAGGGUGCUCUUGUGCUGAAAUUUCACCUGUUCUCUUUGUUUCUUUCUUUCUUUUCAAUUAGAGGAUCUUAGGGCUCAAAUGUGAUGAUUUAGGUCAUAGAUUGGAAGCUUCAGGUUUUAUCUUCUUCACAGUCUGGAGUUCUCUCUUUGAAUUAAGAUUUGGGCUUUUGCUUUUAAAGUUGUGAUCUUUGUUGUCCAAAGUUUGCUGUUGAUCUUGGAUUUCUGGAUCUGUUCAACUUCCAGUUGAUUCUUUCUCCAAGUUCAAGUACAAGGCUUGAUCAAGAUGGCCUGUAUGAAGCUGGGAUCAAAAGCUGAUGCAUUCCAACGGCGAGGACAGGCCUGGUUUUGCACAACUGGGCUCCCCAGCGAUGUUACUGUUGAAGUUGAGGAAAUGUCAUUUCAUCUUCACAAGUUUCCUCUGAUAUCCAAAAGUGGCGUCCUAGAAAAGUUGAUAGCAGAAAAAACUGAUGAUCAAGAGGAGGAGUGUAUUAUAAAACUACAUGAUGUUCCUGGUGGCCCUAAAGCAUUUGAACUCGUCGCAAGGUUUUGUUAUGGUGUGAAGCUUGAAUUGACUGCCUCUAAUGUUGUAUGUCUUCGUUGUGCUGCUGAACAUCUUGAAAUGACGGAAGAAAUUGCAGAGGAUAACUUGAUUUCUCAGACUGAGGUUUUCUUUAACCAAGUAGUUCUAAGAAGUUGGAGAGAUUCAAUCAAGGCACUUCAGACAUGUGAUGAUGUCCUCUCUUAUGCCGAAGAUAUACACAUAGUGAAGAGAUGCAUUGAAUCCUUAGCCGUAAAGGCAUGCACAGACCCAAACUUGUUCGGGUGGCCAAUGAUGGAGCAUAGCUCCAGGCAAAGCCCCGGAGGAAGUCUUUUGUGGAAUGGUAUUAGCACGGGAGCCAGGCCGAUAAAUUCUUCUUCUGAUUGGUGGUAUGAGGAUGUGUCCUCUCUGAGCUUUCCUUUGUACAAGAGGCUUAUCUCAGUAAUGGAAUCUAGAAAUGUUAGAGAAGAAAACAUUGCCGGUUCACUGGCACAUUAUGCCAAAAAAUACUUGCCUGGAUUGGGUAGACGUCAUAGCUUCAGUGAAAACAAUGGUCGACUAGCAUCAUUAGCAUUGACAAAUGUGUUAUCUGAUGAGGAACAGAAAAAUCUACUUGAAGAGAUCGAUAAAUUGCUGCCUGGGCAGAAGGGGGUAGCAUCAACAAAGUUUCUGCUUGGCCUUCUUCGCACUGCAAUGAUUUUGAAGGCGAAUCCAUCUUGCAUUUCUAACUUGGAGAGGAGGAUAGGAAUGCAGCUUGAUCAGGCCUCAUUAGAUGACUUGUUGAUGCCUAAUUUUUCAUAUACCAUGGAGACACUUUAUAAUGUUGAAUGCAUUCAACGCAUUCUCGAGCAUUUCUUGGCAAUGGAUCAGGCAACUGGUGGUGCAUCACCUUUGGUUGAUGAUGAGCAGUUGAUUGGAUCACCUUCACUGACUCCGUUAACUACAGUUUCAAAGCUUAUUGAUGGGUUCCUGGCAGAAGUUGCACCAGAUGUUAACUUGAAACUGCCAAAAUUUGAGUCUCUGACUGCUGCUGUACCUGAGUAUGCCCGGCCAUUAGACGAUGGACUCUAUCGUGCAAUAGAUAUAUACUUGAAGGCACACCCAUGGCUCACAGAUUCAGAGAGAGAACAGCUCUGCAGGUUGUUGGAUUGCCAGAAGCUCUCCCUGGAAGCAUGCACUCAUGCCGCACAGAAUGAGAGGCUUCCUCUGCGAGUUGUGGUUCAAGUCCUCUUCUUUGAGCAGCUUCAGCUAAGAACAUCGAUAGCCGGUUGCUUCUUAGUCUCUGAAAAUCUUGAUGGAUCAAUGCCACUCAGAAGUGGUGCUCUUCCAGCCUCAGGUGACGCUGGCGGUUGGGCCACAACUGUCAGGGAGAACCAAGUGUUGAAAGUAGGAAUGGACAGCAUGAGGUUGAGGGUCUCAGAACUCGAGAAGGAGUGCUCAAACAUGCGACAGGAGAUCGAGAAAUUAGGCCGUGGAAAGAGUGGUUGGAGUAGUGUUUCUAAGUUUGGUUUCAAGAUCAAGUCCCAGAUGUGCAGUGCUCAGGAGAGUUCAGUGAAUGAUCAGAAGAGUGCGACAGGAAAGCUCGGUAAACAACAACAACAAUUGAAGCUUACAAAGCACAGGAAGCAAUUGUCCAUAGAGGAGUAAGCUUCCUUCUUCUCCUUAAUCCAAUGCAUGUAAGUUUUACUGUUUUUGUAACUCAAAUGUGUGAGCUGAUUAUUGUACAGCAUUGGAAAAUUCUCUUCUUUUCCUGCAUGAAAUGUCAAGAUUGAUUAGAAGUAACAUUGGGAAACUGAAACUCAAAUUGAAAUUCAAAUGACAGUUAAUAUUAUCAA
Dioscorea cayenensis subsp. rotundata (Guinea yam) is the source of this 2873-nucleotide messenger RNA. RefSeq names its product BTB/POZ domain-containing protein At1g30440. Gene Ontology annotation, molecular function: protein binding. The record is from RefSeq and is a predicted model, not a curated record. NCBI's taxonomy places the organism in Eukaryota, Viridiplantae, Streptophyta, Magnoliopsida, Dioscoreales, Dioscoreaceae.